AGGAACAGGCACCAAAGUCGCCAGUGGGAAGACAGCGCCCUUUAAGUCACCCAGUUGUCAGCCUGCACAGGAGGGUGGGGAGCAGCGGGGCGCGGGGCGAUGAAUUCCCGGAGCCAAGCUGCCCCGGGAAUGCAGUUGGCCGGACUGCGUCGGCGCGGAGGGAGAAGCCGGGGCUGGAGGGGCUGGGGUCGCGCGCCAGUUCAAGUUCAGGCGCAAGAGCGCGCGCGGAGCAGUGCCCUUGGGAUUUCUAGGUACGGCGUUGGCUAGUCAAGUGCGGGGUUAAGGUGGCUAUCGAGGGAGGCUUGAGGAGAUGGUGGUAAACUCAGAAAAGGCAAGACACGUGCAGUUCUCCAAGUUUUUGGAGAAGAGCUUCCAGCGCCGCAAUCCCGCCUGUUUGGCCGAGGAAUCGGCGAGGCUCCCAGCCCCACCCCUGCAGCAGUGAUGCAAAGAGGACAAAUCACCGGCGUGGGGAGGGGAAAAACCCUCCCGGGGUGCCUGGGGUAGGGAGGUGGGGAGAGUAGGCAGCGACCAGUUCUCCAACCACUUGGGCGAUAGGGAGCGCGUUCUGGGGAAACGAACCCCGGCAUAAAUCAUUGAGUUCGGAGCCCAGCGCUUUGGGAGGCCGGAGCGCACCUCCCAAGCCUCGCUGGAGCUGAGAAAAGGCAGAGAGGAAAAGGGGCCGGCGACGGGACCGAGAGCAGCUCAGCCGCCUGGGGGUCCCGCGAGCGGCGAGCGGCGAGCGCGGGAAGCGGAGAGCGCAUCGGGCGAGGAGCCCACGCCGGCCGAGGCGGGCAGGGAGCGGACCUCCGCGGAGGCCGAGGAGGCGCUGCAUGGACAGCAUGCGUUUCUCCGGAGGCCCUGGCGCCGGGUCCACGGGCAACUCAAGCCGCUGGUGGCCUCUGGCCGCCGGCGGUGCCAACGCCAGCCGCGAAUCGGAGGCGCUCGGGGAAGAAGGCGGCCAGCAGAGGGACUUGCGCAACGAGGAGCUGGCCAAGGUGGAGAUCGCCGUGCUGGCCGUGACUUUCGUGGUGGCCGUACUGGGUAACAGCUGCGUGUUGCUGGCACUGCAUCGCACGCCUCGCAAGACGUCCCGCAUGCACCUCUUCAUCCGCCACCUCAGCCUGGCCGACCUGGCCGUCGCUUUCUUCCAGGUGCUGCCGCAGCUGUGCUGGGACAUCACCUACCGUUUCCGCGGCCCCGACGGGCUGUGCCGCGUGGUGAAGCACCUGCAGGUGUUCGGCAUGUUCGCCUCGGCUUACAUGCUGGUGGUCAUGACCGCCGACCGCUACAUCGCCGUGUGCCACCCGCUCAAGACGCUGCAGCAGCCGACGCGCCGCUCGCGCCUCAUGAUCGCGGCCGCCUGGGUGCUGAGCUUCGUGCUGAGCACGCCGCAGUACCUCGUCUUCUCCAUGGUCGAGGUGAGCAACGUCACCAAGGCCUACGACUGCUGGGCCACCUUCAUCCAGCCCUGGGGACCCCGCGCCUACGUGACUUGGAUGACAGCCAGCAUCUUCGUGGCGCCCGUGGUCAUCCUGGGCACCUGCUACGGCUUCAUCUGCUACCACAUCUGGCGCAACGUCCGCGGGAAGACGGCGUCGCGCCAGGACAAGGGCGCCGAGCGCGCGGGCGGCGCCUUCCGCAAUGGGCUCCUGCUCGAGCCCUGUGUCAGCAGCGUGAAGACCAUCUCCCGAGCCAAGAUCCGCACCGUGAAGAUGACUUUCGUGAUUGUGACCGCUUACAUCGUUUGCUGGAUGCCCUUCUUCAUCGUCCAGAUGUGGUCUGUCUGGGAUGUGAAGUUCCACUGGAUCGAGUCGGAAAACCCUGCCACCACCAUCACGGCCUUGCUGGCUUCCUUGAAUAGUUGCUGCAAUCCCUGGAUAUACAUGUUUUUUAGCGGUCAUCUCCUGCAGGACUGUGUCCAAAGCUUCCCAUGCUGCCAAAACAUGAAGCAAACGUUCAGCAAAGAAGAUUCAGACAGUACGAGCAGAAGGCAGACUUCUUACACUAACAACCGAAGCCCGACAAACAGCACAGGUCCGUGGAAGGACUCUCCUAAAUCUUCCAAGAUCAUCAGAUUCAUUCCAGUUUCAACCUGAGCCCCACGUUCGUGCAGCCUGACUCUCGUAACAGACUUUCUGGCCCGUUGGCUGAAUCCAGCUAGAAACCACAAGAACAAAUGAACUUAUACGAGAUAAGCAUAAAUCAAUUUAUUGGGCACAGGACUGUGUUUCUAGUUGCAUUUUCACAUCGCUAUGACCAAAAGCUAUGAAUUGUUUUAUAUGGAAUGUUAAUAAAAACAUGCUACACUAAAAUUUGCAGGCCUAAUUUGCAGAAAUAUGGUAGAAGUUAUAUUUCUAAAGGAAAAAUCAUAACCACUCUGGCUUUAUAUUUUGCUGUUGGUUUCUUUUCUUUUCUUUUCUUUUUAUUUCUGACAUAACGAAGGCUUGAUGGGUUUAGAAGUCAUACGAUGUAGGGGCAUUAUUUCUGAACAAAGCGAGCUCGUCAUCAACCUUAGUAUUUGAAAGGAAUUAGAAGAGACUUGAGAGAAAUUAUGUUUCCAUCCAAUAAAAUCAAUUUACACGGUGGCCUGGAGAUAGGAUGGUGCCUUGGAGAGGCUGAGAGCUGGAGGCGUGUUAGCAAAGAUGCCUGGUUCAGAGUGGAAAGCAGAAAAUUCUGUUAGAAGCUAUAAAUCACCUAAAUUUCAAAACAGUAACCUUAGAACUGGCAGUUCCUCAUGUUUUAUUGAUUGUGAAAAGCAUGAUUACUAAGAUGCUGAAGGUUAGAGAAAAUAUUGUCAACUGGCCAAUAAUAUCUUUUUUGCUCCCACUGCAAGGUCGUUUCAAAGUCAGAUUUGUAUGAGGAAUACCCAAUAUUAUCAGAAGAGUAGAAAAGGAUUGCCCAAAGUUCUAUGUAGACUUUCUCUAGAACAUUGUAAAUGUGUUUCGAUCAGUGUUAUAAGGUAUCCUGCGCUGUGCUGGAUAUCAACACAGUCAUCACUUUCUGUUUGAGGAAUCCAGAUUCACAGAUAGGAGUCUUCUAAAGAGUACCUCGGGAUAUAGAAAGUCUCCUCAUGUUUAAUUAAAAAUAACUUGGCCUUUCCUUCUGAUCUGCCACCCACCUAACAGGUUCAUAGUGGAGGAGAGGCAGGUUCUGGGGUGGGAUGGGGGUGGGAGAUGGAAAGAAAACCGCUCUACAUCCCAUCUGGCUUCCAUCAUUAUUCAACAUAUGGCUUUAGGUAAAUUACUUAAAAAUACACAAAGCCUCCAUUUUCUUGGCUGUACAGUGGAGUUGAUAACACCUCACGGAGUUGUGUGAGGACUAAAUGAAAUUAAGUGUGAAAAGACCUUCUUAAACUGUCAAGUGCUGUACAAAGGCUGACAGCGCCUUUGGUUAUAGUCUCAGCGGGUCUUCAGAAUUGCACAUCUUUUCCCUGUUUACUUUGUUAAUCAAAAUUUGUUGGUUUCAUGUCUGAGAUAUAAAAUCCUAAAAUUUAAAUAUAGCACUGCUGAUUCAUUGGAAAGCAUUGUUGGUGGCCACUAACCCUGACAUCUGCCUAACUAAAGUUUCCCAGUUUGAAGAUAGAACUUGCUUUCCUUGAUGCAGGUAAAUCAAAGCCAGCCAAGAGCAUCAAUUUCUUUCAUUUCUAAACAGAUAAAUUAUAACACCACUUGGCUGUUACUGCAUUUUUCAUUGACGAAACUCACUAGUUUGUGGUUUGUUUUUUUUUUUUGAGCUAUUUUGUCUGGUUCCUUCUCCUUGUUAGAGAACAUGCAAUGAUUUGAGGAUACAUCGUAAACAUUUUGCAUCCCUUAGCGGAAGUAAUAGCUAUUUUAAUACUAUUAUUGGGUUUUUUAAAUAAGAAACUGAGGACUGGAUGAGGCUGUGAGAACCCGGAACUGUCAACUUCACUCCUCUUCACUCUCUUGCCUUUCCUAAAUCUCGGGUCUUUUACUCCCUGGGUUGACAUACCUGAAAAAAUGUUUGCAAAUGUUUUAUAAAGACCUUAGGUUUUAGAAUUCUGCUUUUCAAAAAUAGCAAAUAAGUUUCUUAAAGGGAACUGUCCAAUAUGAGCCAUCAAUUAAAUUAAUCAGUUCUUUGUUGGAGUCAGAGCAGCAUUUCAGUAACCCUGCCUUCUGUAGCACUGUCAGCCCUUUUGACAACUUCUCUUUGACAGGUCAAAAACUAAACUGUUUUAGGUUGGAACAAAGGGAGCCCACUUUUUUUCUAAAUCCAAUUCCAAAAUAAUAACAUGAUGGUUCUUGUAGAGACUGUUUCAGAAUGUUGACGUGUACCCCCAAGUAAAACAAUUCUGUUUGAAUCUUAUUUCUGGGAACAGCUCUCAAAUAAGGUGCAUAUCAACCAACCCAGCUGAGUUUUCUCCUUUUAAAUGUAUCAGGAGAUGAGAUAGUAGAAAAAGGGCUGGAGAGAUACAAGAAGAUCUGGGUGCUAGUUCUGCACUAGGCAAGUAGAUGGUCUUAUUCUCUGUUGUUUAGGCUUUGAAGCUUAAUUUAUCUAGUUGCUAAACUUUCUUAACGUUAUGUACACAGAAAUGGGAUUCACGUGUUCCAAUGUUCCCAAUUGGAAGAGUCCUGCCUGUCAAUUUCAGGAGAAAGGAAACCGUAGGUGGUAAGGAAGCAGAGCAUCCUGGAAAGGGGAGAUUUCCCUUUCUCAAGCAAGAAGAUCUGAGAUAUUACGUCAGACGAAAGCUUGCAGUCAAGGAUAGAUGGGUUGCAUCAUUUUAUUUUAUUUUGCAAUUAUCUGUGGGGAGGUCCUGCAAGUACACAAUAUUCACGUAGUUAUGUGGGUAUGGGGAAUGUAUUUGAUAAACAAUCUACCGCUAAGGAGAAACUGGCUGUAUUGUCUGUUGGGUAUUUGAUAAAUAUUGAUAAUGAAAACGAAACAUUUUAAAGUACCUAUUAAGUGCUUAAUGGGUUGAUUUUGGGACAUGUACUUUUAAAGUGUAAAAAUAACUGUAAAUGAAAUUAGUGAAAUUCUUUGGUUAAUUAUAUACUUGUCCUACAUACAGAAUUUCCCUCAUCAUGAAAGAAGUCUUAUGCCUGAUCGAGGGAAAGGUGCGGCUUUUAACGAGAAAAAAAUCAAGUAGUCUUAACAACAUGUAGUCCCUUCCCAAACUAAUUACAGUUCCUAGAAUGGACAACUAUUGUUGAUGAAGAAACACGACUUUAAUCUGUUAUUACACAAGAUAAGCAAUCCAAUCAGGUUAAAGUUUUAUGUUUGUCAGACUCUAAAACCUGUAUUUCCGUAGUGUAGUUGGAUGCUUGGAGCUUUAAAUUAUACCUUCAGAGUUUGACUCUUCCACUAAAGCAUAACUAGAAGCUAUCGUGGGAGAAAUUGAGCCUAAUUCUUCGCCCCAAACAUCAAAGAUUAGACUCCUUUAAACCCAUGUAAUCUGGGAUCUUAUGGAUUUUCAUACUGGAGGCAACAGCUCUAUUUAGAGUAAGCCCCAGUCAGGGCCAUUUGGGAUGCUGGUCCUGGAGGUGCAGAAGCAGCCACUGUAUCCCUUGUCCUCUCUCUCCCUGUGGUCCUCUUAGUACCACUCAGUGUCAUUGGCAACACUGGAAUCGUGAGUAACCCAGGACGACAAAUAUUAGAGAAUGAUUCUUAAUUGCAAUUGAAUCUCAGCCAUAUUGGGCAAAAAUUUAAGGACUAGUCAUAAGAAGAGCUAUUUCCUUUAAGUCCCCAAGACAGCCUAAAUGAGUUGAAGAGCACAAAAUGUGUGAUUCCAUGGCACACAUAGGCAUUUUAAGAAUAUUGUUCUAAUUCAAUUUUUAGGUUCACUAAAGUAUCAUGAAUUAAAAUAUGUAUGUGACCUGUAGUAUGUCGGUAUCAAAAAUAUAUAUUAUGGCUAAAAAUUGUGUCACUAUUUUUCUUUUUUAUUAUAUAUAUUCAUAUCAUAUCUUUUUACAUCGAUCUGUAUUCUAAAUAAAAACAAAAUAUUAUAGAGUGAAUUCAAGAUUUUUGUGUUCCAGGGUCAAAUUAGCAAAUUCAGAAAAGGAAAUCUGAGAAUAAAUCUGAUAGUAAUAUCAGAAUAAUUGACAAUUAUAAUUAAUACAAAAUAAUUAGCAUUUCUACACACUAAAGUAGUUGUCUUUAUAUCACAGGAUUUCUGACAGUAUAUUCUAUGAGGCUUUAGGUCCUUAUUGUAACAAAUCUAUUAAGAAUUAAUUUUGUAUAUUUAGUAUUCCAUUUUUGGAACUGUUUUUUAAGAUGUUCUAUAUCCCCUGUCUUAUUAUGCUAUAUGGAAGAAUUUCAGUGUGUUUUCUGGGGACAAUUAUAUAGUUCUAGUUUUGAUGGAUGUUGAAAUGUUUUGCAAUUGUAUCUAAUAUUUGGUCCUUUACAGAAGAAAUGGUUUGUGGUAUUAUAUUGAAAUAGCUAGUGUAUUCAUUCCUCAGUUUUGCUGUGUAUUGGCUUGAUUCCAUAAAUAAAAAUAAAUCUCAAA
Equus caballus (horse) is the source of this 6460-nucleotide messenger RNA. RefSeq names its product arginine vasopressin receptor 1A (gene AVPR1A). Lineage: Eukaryota; Metazoa; Chordata; Mammalia; Perissodactyla; Equidae. The record is from RefSeq and is a predicted model, not a curated record. Gene Ontology annotation, cellular component: plasma membrane. Gene Ontology annotation, molecular function: peptide binding; vasopressin receptor activity. Gene Ontology annotation, biological process: regulation of systemic arterial blood pressure by vasopressin; G protein-coupled receptor signaling pathway; positive regulation of vasoconstriction.